AUGUGUGGCAACCAUUCUAGACAGUCUCGCGGCGGUGCCCUCGCCGUACUCAGUCUUCCGUUAAGAACCACUCGAUUCAUGCCUGCAGUGACGACAGGUCAGCUUACAUUCCACGACUGUGGGGAAGGAAGUUCUGUCGCUACUCAUGUCACGUUCGUACCCGACGAAAACAGUGGCAACAGUAGCUUCACUAAUUUGGAUUCAUGUAUCGUUGGUAUCCAUGAGACUGGAGAUCUCACGAGGUCUGCUAUAAUAAGUCCUUUUCUCUACAAAUUUAGCUUGACGCGGACACAAUCGACAUUGCAAGACGACCAGGAGCAUUCGAUAGAAGUGCCUCUUAAUCAUCCUAUGAAAAUAGAGGUUGGAGGUGAAGGGAUAAUUGGUCGCAGGGUUACUCUGUGGUCGCAGCAUGCCAUCGAUCCCAUCGCAGAGGGAAUCAUAGGAUACAACUGA
This is a messenger RNA of Daldinia decipiens, 453 nucleotides long. RefSeq lists its product as uncharacterized. Lineage: Eukaryota; Fungi; Ascomycota; Sordariomycetes; Xylariales; Hypoxylaceae. Bases 1 to 453 code for a protein of 150 amino acids. The transcript has 2 exons. The record is from RefSeq and is a predicted model, not a curated record.